GAGCGGCAGGAAGAGGGAAACCCAACUUCUUUCGCGUUGGAUGACUUUUACGCAACUUUUACGCGCAUCAUUUGACAGAUUUGAUGCACAAUCCCCUCUAUUUUUAACACUGUUACGUGUUCGCGAUGGUUUGUAGGGGCUGAAUUAGGAAAUAUGCGACUCAAAAUGAUUCUCCACAACACCUGUGGAUUUGUUUGAAAAAGUAUUCUUUGGCUGCGAUUCGUCGUUUCGCGCAAUUCAAGGCUCUGAGAAAGACGCUCUCCUUAUGCGAGAUUGGAUAAACCUUAAAUUCCUUGCAGUCAAAGACUUUGCGUUUUGUUAUGCAUCCGUGAAAGUUUCCCCUAUCCGAAUUGCUGUCGUUCGGAGCAGGGGGAACAUUUGAUGGAUUUUUUAUGUGGAACCCGCUAGGAUGGACGUGGUAGAUGAAACUGAAGCCUUACAGAGAUUUUUUGAAGGCCAUGAUAUUACCAGUUCUCUGGAUACAUCCAACAUCGACACCAGUAUCCUGGAAGAGUACAUCAGCAAGGAGGACGAUAGCACUGACAUCUGUUUCUCAGAGGUCCACAGCACCCCAGGACCAAAUUACUCAUCUCCUCAAGCCGGAGUGUCGUCCUCUGGGGGGUUGGUGUGCGGCGUGAGCCCUCCAAUUCCUCUCCGCCAGGGAGCCCCUCCCACUGCCCCCACGAACUGUCCCAACGCAUACCCUCCUGGUCCUUCCUUGAGCCUACGACACAGCUACCCCUGCCUGGGUCAGCACCAACAGCACCAGCAGCAGGCUCACGUCAAACCUGAGCACAGAGGGCACUACGCUCCUGGAACUCUUCCCGAGUCCCCGCCAGACUCCAGCUCAGAGCCAUAUUCUCCUCAACAGGUGAAUGACCCGCACAUGAUCAGGACCAUGACACCGGAAAACAUGUGUCACAUGACUCCUACGCCACCACUUCCCCCGCACGGCCACUAUCCUGGCAUGCACCGGGACAUGUACCUAAAGCCAGAGCCAAUAAUAUCACAGUAUCCCAUUGGUCCAGCAACAAGCGCGGGUGGAGACAUGCAGCAGACGCAAAUGCUUCACCAACUACUCCAGCAUCCGCAGGGACAGGACGGAAUUCCUGUUCACCAGGCCAAAAAGAGGAAGCAUUCCGAUUCACCCAAUAGCACUCUUAAUUCCCAAAUCCUCACAGGUAUCAUCAAACAAGAACCAGGUUUGAUGCAGGAUGCAGAAAAUGGAUACAUGGACCCAAACUAUCAGUGCAUUAAGUGGCAACCUCACCAGCAGAACAAGUGGACGCCACUUUAUGAUGCAAACGGAAAAGAGCUUCCGAUGCCAACCUACAGAGUUGAUGCCGACAAAGGCUUCAACUUCUCCUUGUCCGAUGAUGCUUUUGUAUGCCAGAAGAAGAACCACUUCCAGGUGACCGUGUAUGUUGGGAUGCUAGGAGAUCCGAAGUACAUCAAGACAAGUGAAGGUCUUCAACCCAUUGACUGUUUCUAUCUCAAACUCAACGGCGUAAAAGUAGAGGCUAUGAACCAAUCCAUCAGUGUGGAGCAGUCACAGUCGGAUCGAAGCAAGAGGCCUUUCAAGCCAGUUUUGGUCACCUUGCCCCCAGAGCAGGUCACAAAAGUGACAGUGGGCCGGCUCCACUUCAGUGAAACCACAGCAAACAACAUGCGAAAGAAAGGCAAACCAAAUCCCGACCAGAGGUACUUCAUGCUGGUUGUGGCAUUACAUGCUCAGUCCCACAGUCAGACCUACACUGUGGCUGCUCAUGUGUCUGAGAGGAUCAUCGUCAGGGUAACGUCCAGCCAUGCAUCUAACCCAGGCCAGUUUGAAAGCGACUCUGAUGUGCUGUGGCAACGAGGCCAGUUACCCGACUCAGUCUACCAUCACGGGAGAGUCGGCAUCAACACAGACCGGCCUGAUGAAGCCCUUGUUGUCCACGGUAAUGUCAAGGUCAUGGGCUCCCUUGUGCAUCCGUCUGACAUCCGAGCCAAAGAGAAUGUACAAGAGGUGGACACCACUGACAAUUUGAAAAGGAUUUCUCAAAUGAGGCUGGUCCAUUAUCAAUACAAGCCCGAGUUUGCAGCCACAGUCGGCAUAGAGAACACUGCGGAGACGGGAGUGAUUGCUCAAGAGGUCCAACAAAUCUUACCUGAAGCAGUCAAAGAGGGGGGAGAUGUUGUGUGCGCCAACGGCGAAACCAUUCCUAACCUGUUAGUUGUCAACAAGGAGCGCAUCUUCAUGGAGAACGUGGGAGCAGUGAAGGAGCUAUGCAAGCUGACAGACAACCUCGAGACCCGAAUAGAUGAACUGGAGCGCUGGAGCCGCAAAUUGGCUAAGCUGCGACGUCUUGACAGCAUGAAGAGUACCGUGAGUGGAGGCACGGUCAGCCAGUCAGGAAGUUAUUUUAGCAGGACAGGAAGUGGUCCCCUCAAAAAGAAGACAGUCAAACCUGGAAGCAAGAGCCCACUUCCAGAUCAAGGGUGUAUCAGUCAGAAGUUCAUGCAGGGGAGCAUCCUGGCGCUUGUCAUUGUCAUGGCCUUCAGUGUCAUAUCCAUGUCCAUCUUGUAUGUACUGACUCUUCAUCAUAGAGGAGACAUCACAGAUAAAGAUGGCUUUGUUUCCUACCCAUGUGCUCUCUACAUCUCUUGGAUGCCCACCUUUACUGCCACUGUCACUUUCUGUCCGCCUUCAUGUUCAUGGUCAAGAGCAGCAUUGGAAUCCUCACGCAAGAGUCCAUUUGUUCCAGUUUCCACGACACCUACACCAGCUUGCUGUUCAACCACAACCUUGAACAACCAAUCAUCGACGAUUUUGACAAUAAAUAACAACCAUUCUGCUACAGCUUCAGACAACUUGGUUCCCACACCAGGCUCCAUUAAUAAGAAGGCCAAGUCCAGAAUAAUGGACAAGGAUGGUCGCAACAGAAACCGUCUCAGUCACACAUCCGCUCCAUUAUACCUUUCCAAGUCCAAAAGGCCUGCAUCAGCAGACUCCGACGGAGCGGGAGUCAUCAACCGGCUGCCCGGCGGACAGCAGCCAGUGCCACGCAGGCAACGGAGUGUAUAUCUGAAGGGUAAACUCACAAACAUGACUCUUUUUACUGGAGGAAGAUCAACUCCAUCUCUGACUGGUGUUCAUAUAGUGGAGACGGACCAAGAAAUUUCAACACAGCAUUGUAAAACCCCCAAGAGCUGCAGCUACACAAUAUCCCUCCGUGGAAACAAAAAUUCGUCAUUAUCACAACUCACUUUGCACAUGAUGGCUACUGACAGUGUGUGGGUCCACCAAUGUCGAGCCACUAAAGGACGUUUAUGUCCCAACCACACUGAGAUCGAGCUGUACAGUGGACAAAGAACAUCAACACAAGGCACUCAUCACUUGUGGUCACUGCCUCUGCUGUCUUUCCAGGACAUCAGCUAUCACUUUCGUGUGUCCUCUUCUAAUGGAAUUAGCUGUACCACUAAGGCAGAAAUGUCAUCCUUCUCCGACUACCACUUUGUCAUUGAAAGCAGCUGCAUGUGAAAUGUGAGAGGAUGCCUGCCCACCCCUUCGUGCCUUAUAGCGAGCCACAUCCACCUGUGGGAUUGCUGUGUUUUUAAUGUGCAUUUUGUCUCUAUAUCGUACAUUAUUCUCAAAGAAAGUCGUGUAAAACAAUAUAUCACUGCACUUUGUGUUGUCUCACUAAUGUCGACGUUUGUUUUUGCUAUCAUGUCUGGAAAUGUUUGAGAGCGAUUGACGACUAUGUUGCACCACAGUUUAAUCUCAGCGUGAAAUGAUAUUUGUGAGGUUUGAAUGCAAAUUACUGAUCACAAACAUCCCACUGUGCACCAGACUACUCUGGAUGACAUAGUACACAUUUGUGUUGACUUUCUGUACACUGAAAUUACCAAUGCCUCAAAACAUUUAUAUGUUCAUACACUGCGGACUUAAAUGUUACGGUUAUGUAUGGUUGCAAGUGAUUGCAUUUUUAAUUUUUUUUAAUUUUUUUUUACCUCAAAUAGUCCACACUGCAAUUUGGGAGAAUACUGCACAUACAAAUGAGGAAAGUUUUCACUUAAUGGUAUAUUCAAAACAUCGGAAUUCUACAUAAAACGAAAAUGUAUGCAUUACUUCACGUACAUUGUUAUUUUUGUAUCUUGUAUUGAAGCGACCAAGACAUGCAUAGAAUUACAUGUGAUAAGACUGGAUGAACAAAUGAUUAGUAACUGGAAUUUAUAAAGGAUUGAAAAAUAAUAUGUCUAACACUGCCAAUAUUUCACAAGAAAACACUGGAAUAGCUCACACUGAAUAUCGCCUAUGCUGAUAAACAACGAAAGUUUUUUUUUUCCCAAUCUUAUCCCUGAAAAAAAAAUUCAAUCGCCACAUUUUCAUCUGCAAUUAUAAAGCUGCAAGGGAGUUUAGUUUCGAACUCCACAAUUGACCUCACUGCAUAAAUAUUUCCCUCUUACAAAAUAUAUAAUUAUUCUGUAUCAUCUUGUAACAAUUUUAAUAUGUGUGAUAUAAUAUUGGUUAUAAGGUUUUCUGGUUUUAAAAAAUUAUUGCGUUAUUCUUAAAUGUUGUGCUUUCAAAUCUGUUGUCCACACAUUUUUGACCAAUUCAUUAUCAAAGAGGAAAAACAGCCAUUGGAGAAAAAGAAAAUGUACUGUUUAGGAAAAGAAGAAGAUUAUAUAAUAUGAAUACUCAGAGCAACUAUUUUCAUUUACAUAUGGCUUGUGUAGUACUCUUGCUAUUUAUAAUGCACCAGCUAGCAUCAAUGAAACCACUGUAGCACUUUUCACACUGUGUGUACAUAUACACUGUAUAUAUAAAUAAUGACCUGCUCUUGCUCUGUCCAGCUGCUUUAGAUAAUCCAGUAAAAUUGCAUUACAUGUAACCGUGUGGAAGCAUUGUGUUUAAAACACAUUUGUAUUAUUAUAUUAUUUUUUUUAAUCCGUUCUUUCAUUUUUUUUUCUUCCUGUAAAUGUAAUACUUUUAGCUGAUGAUGAACCAAUUCUUUACAUUUCUACAUGUGAAGUCGAAAUACCACAUCACUAACUUGAAAACUUAAAUAUCACUGUUGAGCCCACUUUUGUCAUCAUUUUUCCUCAGAGCUUUUUAUGUCAAGAAUAUGCUGUAAUACUGUAAAAGCAAAUAAAUAUAUGAU
Molecule: messenger RNA, 5144 nt
Organism: Corythoichthys intestinalis (scribbled pipefish)
Lineage: Eukaryota; Metazoa; Chordata; Actinopteri; Syngnathiformes; Syngnathidae
Gene: myrf
Product: myelin regulatory factor
Exons: 27
Coding region: 410-3523 (1037 amino acids)
Biological process (GO): central nervous system myelin maintenance; positive regulation of DNA-templated transcription; protein autoprocessing
Cellular component (GO): nucleus; endoplasmic reticulum membrane
Molecular function (GO): DNA-binding transcription factor activity; sequence-specific DNA binding
Source: RefSeq, a predicted model, not a curated record